This is a messenger RNA of Suillus subaureus, 228 nucleotides long. RefSeq lists its product as uncharacterized. Gene Ontology annotation, biological process: exon-exon junction complex disassembly. The transcript has 2 exons. Gene Ontology annotation, cellular component: cytoplasm; exon-exon junction complex. Gene Ontology annotation, molecular function: RNA binding. The record is from RefSeq and is a predicted model, not a curated record. The annotation marks the transcript as partial. NCBI's taxonomy places the organism in Eukaryota, Fungi, Basidiomycota, Agaricomycetes, Boletales, Suillaceae.
AUGGCACGCCCGCCAUUAUUCCCCGAUCAGUCCGCAGCUGGGAUAGCUGUCGAUCCACGCACCCUUGAACGUGUUAUACCAGAAUCAAAGAGAUCAGAUGGAACUGUGCGGAAGCAGCUUAAGAUUAGGCCGGGAUUCACACCCCAGGAAGAUGUUUCUCGAUUCCGUGGAUCACGCCAGCAGGCGAUGGAUGCCACAGCCCUUCCAAAGGGCCACAUACUAGGCUGG